This is a messenger RNA of Plasmodium fragile, 2439 nucleotides long. RefSeq lists its product as uncharacterized. The record is from RefSeq and is a predicted model, not a curated record. The coding region runs from base 1 to 2439 and encodes 812 amino acids. The transcript has a single exon. NCBI's taxonomy places the organism in Eukaryota, Apicomplexa, Aconoidasida, Haemosporida, Plasmodiidae.
AUGAGGUCCCCAUCGUUUAUCAUGCCCCACAACCUAAUACCCUCCAGCAAGUACCACGAAAUUAGAGCACAAAAUGAAGAAAAGGAAAAACUGAGCAACCGAGAUGUAUACGAGUACCGUAGCAACAAGGUGAGUCCGAUGUGCACCACCACCACGUUUAAGUCGCACCCACCAAUCUACACAGAGAAGAUAACCUACAACCCGAACGUAGUUAGCCAAGGUCCAGCGAUUCCCAAUUAUGGUGCACAUGGGGGUAGUCCUCGAAAGGUCAGUUGCAUGAAUUCAUUUCCCUGUUUAAAGGGGCACACAAGGGGAUGUAAUGAAAUGAACAAUGGUGCCAUAAAUGGAAUUCACAACAGCGGUAUUUUUACGCACCCAACUUCUAGUGCUUACACAACUCGGUAUAAUGCUGCCCCAACAAACAAACGGUUGGUCAAAAAAGUGAGCAAAGUGCCAUGCCUGUUCAAUACCAAACCAGCAUUCAUGCAACACAGUUGCGAAAAAGUGUACAAUGAUGUGUCUGCAGGUCUCAUCCACUUUGACUCCCCUUUGCAUGGCGGUCAAGGGUACGUACAAAUAAGUACACACGAUGAAACGCCAAUCUACCACAUUAAUGAAAAGAAAAAUAAGAAAGACCUAGAAGUGAUGGGAAAAUUAAAGCACAUGGAACCUUUUAAAAAGAGAGUGACAAAGGAAAAAUUACCCGAACCGAUCAUAAAAAAUAAAAUUAAUGAACUGAUAAAAGAAAAGGAUGAACAAAUAAAGGAAUUGGAAAAUGAGAUUCAAAAUGAGAAGCGAAAAAGCGAAAUGGUCAAACCAGACGGUGCAGAAAAAGAGAGGGAGUGCUCCAAUGUAGAAAACAGAAAGCUAAAAGAAAAACUGUUGGACCAAAAAAUUAAAUAUGAAGAAACGUUGAAACAUUUGAAAAGGGUGGAAAUCGAGAGAAGGUCCCUCAAAUCAAGUUUGAACGUACGAGAUAAAGUCCUGACGAAACUGGAAAAUGAAAUCGGCUCUGUGGACAACGAAAAUGAUUAUUUGCUUCGUUUGAAGGAAAACACAAGUCUGAGUGAUGUACAUAACCUCUUCAAAUUUUUGCAAGGCCGAGAUAAAGAAGGUGAUGAGGGGAGGUACGACAAAUGUGCAGGGAAAAAUAAUGAAAAUGGGAAGGGACUAAACAAAACGAAUGAAAGGAACAAUCGAGUUGAUACAUAUGAGAGAAGUGACACAUAUGGGGUUAACGAUGUAGAGGAGGGAAAGGAUAAGGAGGAUGAAUUUAGCUGGUACAAGAGCAAAAGCACGUGUGAGGAAAGUCUCCUGUCACUGGAAGGGGAUGAGUUAAAAGAGAACAAAAAUUCAUACAAGAAGGGAAAAAAGGUGUCUAAGUUUUCCAAGCCCAGUUUUGACAACAACGAUAUGUAUACGCUAAAGUCAACAAUCGUGGAGUUAGAAAAGGAAGUGUAUGAAUUGAAAGAAGAAAAUAAAAAUGUGAAUUUUAAAUACGAAAAUACGUUCCAAGCUUUAAGUGAAUUGAGGAAGGACACCCUGGAGUACAUGGAAUCCAUCGUUUCACGUGAUAUGCGCAUAGCAUAUAUGGAGAGUAUGCUACAGAAGAGCGAAAAGGAUCUGGGCAAAUUGAAAGAACUCCUAAAAAAGCAGCAACUCCUAUACACUGAAAAGGUAGACAAAUGCUCAUCGGAGAUAAGCAUCUUGGAAAAGCAGUCUUCUCACCUACAAUCCAUGAUACAAGAAAAAGAUUCAGAAAUCGUUUUGUUGAAAAAUGAAAUAAUACGAAAUGAAAUGCUCGUCAACCAAUACGAAGAAAGAAAUAAAGAAUUGCAAAACGAACUUCGCCUAAUGUGCAACAACCUAGAAAACGUAAUUGACGCAUCAAACAAAAAAGACUUGUUCAUGGUUGAACUGGAAAAACAAAUUAGAGAAAAUGAAGUACACAGACAAAAUGCCUAUUUGAAAGAAGUGGCCAACAAUAGGAAAGUUCAUGCAAAUAUGAAAUUUAAAGAAAUGAUGUAUGAUAAAUCUGCUAAGCACCAGGUGGAUGAACUACACACCUUGAAGAAGGAACUCUACUUGAACAAAAUACAAAUGCAAAAAGCUAGGGAUGCAUUCGAAGUCCUUAAGAAAGUACCCAAGGCAGAAACUGUAUGUAGAAGAAAGCAAAAUUUCAGUCAAGAUAACGAUUCCAGUACUGUUCACAAUUUUUCCGAGGAUAAAAAUGAUCAGGACGGGGGACACACAACCUUCGAGACUAAGGUGUCUUCCGAGGCGGGGCCAGCACACAAGGCGAAGCACUCUGUGGUUAAGAAGAAGAAGAAGCGAGUUGCCAAGACGAGCACAUCAACCAGUUUAUCUGCAAGCAUGCAGGAAAACACGCAGGAAAGUUGCCAAGGGGAAAUUCAAGCAUGCGUUCAAACAAUAGCAUAA